Cantharellus anzutake is the source of this 654-nucleotide messenger RNA. Its product is annotated as tetraspanin. The transcript has 6 exons. Lineage: Eukaryota; Fungi; Basidiomycota; Agaricomycetes; Cantharellales; Hydnaceae. Bases 1 to 654 code for a protein of 217 amino acids. The record is from RefSeq and is a predicted model, not a curated record.
AUGCCUUCGCGUGGUCUCACAGGAGUCUGGGCUGCCGUUGAUUUCUGUCUUCUGGUUUCUGGAUUAAUUCUUAUCAUCUUCUCCCAACUGUGGGCUGGAAAGCACUUGAUGAAUAACUUUAUCAUCAGCAAGAUGAGCCUCCGCGCUGGUCUCGCUUUGGGAAUUAUGUUCGAAAUCACUUUCUUUGUAUCAGUUUUUGCCGUCACACAGCGCAGGCCACUCACGAGCGGGUUCAAGAUCCUCAACUGGGCGCUAAUCGCUGAUAGUGCAGCUUGUAUCAUCAUUGGGUCCAUUAUGUGGGUCCAAACCCUUCAAGAGCGGGCACAUUAUGAGAAGGUGUGGAUUGCAUCCGCUGUUGAGGUGCGAACGCAGCUACAAGACAAGUUUACAUGCUGCGGAUGGUUCAAUGGCACAAACAUUGCUAUUGGAGGCACGGUCUGCCACGACAACGCAACGGCAGCUGCGCUGCCGGGCUGCGUGACCCCCAUCAUCCCGAAAAUCAACGUCGUGGUUGACAAUAUUUUCACAACUAUAUACGGUUUCAUUGCUAUCACCCUGACUCUCUUCCUCGCCAGCCUUUGCCUUAUCAACCGCAGGGAAGAGGAACGGUUCAGAAGAAUCGACGAGAAACGCGGAGGGAGAGGCUUCGUGUAA